This is a messenger RNA of Misgurnus anguillicaudatus (oriental weatherfish), 7417 nucleotides long. It is a transcript of the gene kcp, whose product is annotated as kielin cysteine rich BMP regulator. Lineage: Eukaryota; Metazoa; Chordata; Actinopteri; Cypriniformes; Cobitidae. Gene Ontology annotation, biological process: positive regulation of BMP signaling pathway. Gene Ontology annotation, molecular function: protein binding. Gene Ontology annotation, cellular component: extracellular region. The record is from RefSeq and is a predicted model, not a curated record.
GAGACGGUAAACGAGUUGUGAGGAUGAAGAUUAAGCGUUUUAUAGGAGGUUUUCUGGCGAUUUUUGUGCUCGGGAAUUUGUGUGGAUCUGUUCAGACCUAUCAGGACGCGAAACAUCCGCGCGCCGAUGAGAAAGUAAUCAAUCUUCUUGAGGCUCUCAACGCCACUCACUCAGACAAAGUUGCUUCCAAGGUCAAAGGUCGUGACCCAGGGACCCAUGCCUGGCGUUUUCGCUCCAGCACGCCUCAUCUCAUGCUACCACAUGACUUAGUGCAACACCUCCGUAAUACCUCGCAAGGUGUGCUGGGUUUGCACCUGGUGGGCCGACAGAAGAAUAACUCAGAUGCCACCCUUAUCUCCCUCACCUCACCUGUCUUCUUGAAGAAAGAUGGACGCCCGCUGCUGAAGCUCAUCUCCAACACCCGAAAAGACUGGCUCCUGAUGCAGUUCAGGUUAGCAGAAGGCUUCCGACCCGAGCUGAUGAAGUUUCCGGGCGGAAGCCCGUUUGCAGAUGGUGGCUGGGUGAGAAUGGCUUUGAAUGUGGAGCCCAGGCAGUUGGUGCUGUUUGUUGAAUGCCAGGAGGCUGUGGUGCUCAAAUUGAAAAAAGGUGCUGGGCUUCUGUCGCUGGACCUCCCAGAUGAUCUGCAGGUCACGUUUUCCAGCACCGCAGGAAGCAAGGCCCACAAAUUCAACGGUCUUUGGCAGACAGCUGAACUCUCCACAAGAGCUUACGAGAGACGUCCGUGGUUCUGUGACAAUGUAACAGACCUUAUGCAAGACCCGGCUCAGCUCACGGACCUCGCUAUAUCACAAGUUUCAGAUGUGAUGAAUGACCAGGGACAUCAUGAAGGUGGAGCAGAAUUAAGUUACCCCCCAGAGACACCCAAUGACUCAGUCAAGCCUUAUGGUCAACUGGAUUCCCAUUUGCAUAGCAUUAACACCAUGUUGGACAUGCUAAAGAAGCAGAACGCUAACCUCCAGGCGCGGGUUGAGUACCUGGAGUCGUGUGAAUGCGUGAAACGUAAGUGCGUGUGGGAAGGACGUCAGAUGGACGAGGGGUCUCGUUGGUCUCCCGACAGUAGCACUGUGUGUUUAUGCACCAAUGGGAAAGUUCAGUGUGAACGCAUGAAUGAAUGCAGCUUUCAUGGUAAUAUCUACAAUAGUGGUGAUGUCUUCAGUCCAGACGAUUGCUCCAAGUGUACGUGUGAGAACGGACGAGUGGAGUGUGAUGUGAUCACAUGCCCAGCGUCUUGCGCUGAUAUAUCUGUUCCUCGUGAAUCAUGUUGCCCUAACUGCCUAACAAGAUGUGAGUAUGAAGGUGAGAGCUAUAGGAACGGAGAUGUGUUUGUGCCCCGGUCAAACCCCUGUCUGAAAUGCUCCUGCACUGGUGGGCAUGUAGUGUGUGACCAUGAGCCCUGUCCAAUACUUCCCUGUAAUCUGGUGGAGACUGUAGGUGGAGAGUGUUGCCCCAGGUGUCGAAGUUGUUCCCAUAACAAUGCGUGGCACCUGCAUGGCACACAGUGGCAGGACCCAAAUGACCACUGUAGAACCUGUACAUGCACGGAGGGUGAGGUUUUCUGUAACAGUGAAAGUUGUCGGGUGUCAUGUAGAAACCCUGCCUCUCCUCGCCCUGGAACCUGUUGUCCAGUCUGUGAUGGUUGUAAUGUGAAUGGAGUGGACAUCCCGAAUGGUCAAAGACUGCCAUCAGGACCCCAGUGUGAAGGUGAUUGCUGGUGUGAGAAUGGGAAUAUCCGCUGCAUCAAACAACCCUGCCCACCCACAUCCUGUCAUAAUCCAGUCCAGAGACCUGGAGAAUGUUGUCCACGGUGUGAAGAGUGCAGACAUGAGGGUCAGAUGUACCUAGAAGGUGAAUCAUUCGUAUCCAGACAGGAUCCAUGCAUAACUUGUCGGUGUUUGGGUGGACAGGUGAUAUGUGGCUCCAGAGAAUGUCAGGCUCCACAAUGCACGCACCCGGCAAAAUCACGUGACCAGUGCUGCCCUUCCUGUGACAUGUGCGAAUAUGAAGGAAGGAUUUACGAAGAUGGAAGAGAGUUCAGGCCGCCUGGUGAUGGACCCUGUUUCCAGUGUACAUGCAAGGGAGGAAACGUGAGAUGCCAUCAAGAAAGAUGUCCUACCUUGACUUGUGAAAACCCUGUGCCGCCCAGUCCUAAUUCCUGCUGCCCGGUGUGUAGAGGAUGUGAUUGGAAUGGUGUUCAGUAUGAAGAAGGAGCGUCAUGGAGUGAUGGAGGAAGAAAUUGUUAUUGUUCAGGGGGUCAUGUGACGUGCAACAGUGAAACAAACUGUGGACCAGCUCCUUUGCCCCAACCGUGCCCAGACCCCAACAGACCAACAGAGUGCUGUGGGGAUUCUUGUGGCCGAUGCCAAUAUAAGCAGCGCAUCUAUGAAAACGGUCAGACAUUUACUGAUCCAGAGGAUCCUUGUGCACAAUGCACCUGUCAGCAAGGCCAGGUACGUUGUGCUGUGGCUGAAUGUAGAGCUCCUCCAUGUUCAAAUCCAUACACACCUCCGGGAGAGUGCUGUCCCCGCUGUCCAGUGUGUGAGUGGAAUGGUGUUCAGUAUAAUGAAGGAGCGUCAUGGAAUGAUGGAGGAACAAGUUGUUAUUGUGCAGGGGGUCAAGUGACAUGCAAUCCUGACUCAGACUGUGGACCAGCUCCCUCACCCCCACCCUGCCAAGACAGACAAACAGGAUGUGAGUGGAAUGGUGUUCGGUAUGAAGAAGGAGCAUCAUGGAGUGAUGGAGGAAGUAGUUGUUAUUGUGCAGAGGGUCGUGUGACGUGCAACAGUGAAACAAACUGUGGACCAGAUCCCGUGCCCCAACCCUGCCCAAACACCAGAGGAUGUGAGUGGAAUGGUGUUCAGUAUGAAGAAGGAGCAUCAUGGAGUGAUGGAGGAAGAAGUUGUUAUUGUGCAGGGGGUCGUGUGACGUGCCCAGACCCCGACAGACCAACAGACGGGUGCUGUGACGGUUCUUGUAGCCAGUGCCAAUAUAAGCAGCGCAUUUAUGAAAACGGUCAGACGUUUACCGAUCCAGAGGAUCCUUGUGCACAAUGCACCUGUCAGCAAGGCCAGGUACAUUGUGCUGUGGCUGGAUGUCCAGCUCUCUCAUGUUCAAAUCCAUACACACCUCCGGGAGAGUGCUGUCCCCGCUGUCUAGGCUGUGAAUAUAAUAACCAAAUCUUUAAUAAUGGUGACAUUUUUCCGAAUCCCACAAAUCCAUGUGAGGACUGUGCUUGUACUGAUGGACGUGUGACAUGUGGAAAUCACGAGUGCCCACAACCGAACUGUAAUAAUCCUCGUCAAGGGACCUGUUGUCAAAACAAUUGCAAUGGAUGCAGUUAUGGGGGUAUUGAUUAUCCGAAUGGAAUGGAAUUUCCACAUCCGACCGAUCAAUGCAGGACCUGCCAUUGUAAUAAUGGUAAUGUCCAGUGUCUGAUGAAGAGAUGUCCACCAGUGCAGUGUGCUGAUGCAUAUGUUGAGCCGGGAGAAUGCUGCCCUCAGUGUCCAGCACCUCUUGUUGAUUGCAAUGUCGACGGACAGGUUUACAGACACAUGCAGCAAUUUUCUCAUCCCACUGACAGCUGUCAAUCAUGCUCUUGCCUCAAUGGGAUUAUGAACUGCUGGCGUAGGCCCUGCCCUUCUGCUGUUUGUUCCCACCCCAUAAUUCAAGACUGUUGUCGCACUUGUGAUGGCUGUCUAUAUGAAGGGAGGGAACAUGCUAAUGGUGCCACGUUCAGUGAUGCAUCAGAUCCCUGCACAACGUGUGUUUGUCGUGACGGGACGGUCAGGUGUGAGAGGAGGCCCUGUUUACCCGUCAACUGCCCCUUUCCUGUGCAGGGCCAAUGUUGCCCGCGAUGUGACGGUUGUCGGUAUGCCGGUGUGGAAUAUCGGAAUGGUCAGGAAUUUUCAGACUCUGCUGAUCGCUGUAGGCACUGCGUGUGCACGAAUGGUCAAGUAAAUUGCAAUAGGAGGCCGUGUCACAACCCAGGAUGUAGUCACCCGAUCACCCGGCCGGAUCAGUGCUGUCCAGUGUGUGAUGGCUGUCUGUAUCAUGAAAGAGUUUAUGUUGAUGGUGAGGCGUUUACAUCACUCACAGCAGCCUGCGAGGAAUGCAGAUGUACAAGGGGUGAUGUGCGCUGUUAUCCCAAAAACUGUCCUGAGGUACGCUGCAGUAGGCCAGUGCGUCCUUCAGGUGAAUGCUGUCCCGUGUGCACAGGGACAUGUGAAUACCAGGGACAGGUGUACGAGUCUUACUCUACGUUCAGCCCCGUCAAUGACCACUGCUCCAUCUGCACGUGCCAGAACGGGGAAGUAUCGUGUGACAGGAAUCCACAGUGCAAUGUGUGUUAUCAAAAUGGUCGGGAAUAUCUGCAGGGGCAAAAUAUGAUCCUACCCGCUAAUCCUUGCUCCAAAUGCACCUGUAUGGAUGGUGAGGUGAUCUGUGUGAAACCUCCGUGUGCUGAGUUGACCUGCAUGCACCAGAUUACCGAUCCGGGUUCCUGCUGCCCCCGUUGCAGAGGCUGUUUUUAUGAUGGUGUUGAGCACUCUGAAGGCAGCACCUGGUUUGCGUCCAGUGGACCCUGCAUGUCCUGCAUGUGUGUGGAUGGAGUGACCACCUGCUCGGAGGUCCACUGUAUCUCCACCUGUCUGAAUCAGAUCACCGUACCGGGUGAAUGCUGCCCGGUUUGUGCAGAUUGUGUCUUUGAAGGCCGUGUGUACGGUCCUGGAGAAAGUUUUCACCCAUCAGAUGACCCCUGUCAGAUCUGCACCUGUGAGGUCACGCCGAAUGGAGAGCAGCACCUGCGCUGUUAUCGGAAACAGUGUCCGAGACUAGUUGACUGUCCCAAACAUAAUAUACAGUACAGCAGCCCUGAUGCCUGCUGUCCUGUUUGUGCACAGCCUUUGAGUAACUGCACAGCUACGCUUUUGGGUAAUGAAGUGUUGGCCACAGAUGACCCAUGUUUUACCUGUCAGUGCAAGGAUUUGACAUGGACGUGUAUUCAUCGAGGUUGCCCUCCUCUCAGCUGUCCUCAGUCUGAACAGCACACCUCUCCAGACUCCUGCUGCCCCGUGUGUGACGAGUGUGUGUUAGACGGUGACAAGACCCGCGUAAGAAAUGGCUGGAGAUGGACAGACAAAGAGAACGAGUGUGUCACCUGCGUCUGCAAUCAAGGCCAUAUCGAGUGUGACCUGCAGGAGUGUCCUCCAAUCGAUUGUCCAGAUGGAUCAUUUAAGGUAAAGAACCCUGGGAAAUGUUGCCACGAGUGCGCGGAUGUCACAGCCGUGGUUUACUCCAUAGACAUCAGCGCGCAGUGUGUGUAUGAGCGACGUGUGUACAACCACAAUGAUCACUGGGAGGUGGAUGAGUGCACGCUCUGCACAUGUGUGUCUGGAGAGGUGCACUGCCAAACCCAGAGAUGCCCUGCACUGACCUGCGCCUCGGACGAAACUCCAACUCUCACUCCUGGAAUGUGUUGUCCUCACUGCAUUCCUCGUCCGGCCACCUGUAUCGUGUUUGGAGAUCCUCACUACCGGACGUUUGAUAGCAAGAUGGUGAAUUUCCAGGGCACGUGUACAUAUGUGUUAGCUCAGGACUGUCAGGGCGGAGACUUCAGUGUCCAUGUGUCUAAUGAAGACAGGGGUCGUAAGGAAGUGUCGUGGACUAAAGAGGUCACUGUGUUUAUCGGUGAUGUUGUGGUACAGCUAUUACAAGACUGGGUUGUCAAGGUUGAUUAUCAGGCCGUCUCCCUGCCGUUUCUUAAAGAGCCGUAUGUUUACCUGGAGCGAAAGACCAACACUAUUCUCCUUAACACAAAUGUCGGGCUAAAGGUGUUGUGGAACGGGCGCUCUCAUCUGGAGGUCAGUGUUCCUGGUACCUAUAAGAAGCACAUGUGUGGCCUCUGUGGCAACUUUAACAACUAUCCUCAGGACGACAUGAGACUCCGCAACGGACAGAUCGCCACGUCUGAAGCAGCAUUUGGAAACAACUGGAAGGUGGGCAGCGGAAAUCAUUCAAACCUUCAAUGUUCGGACGUGAGGAACAUUGACCCGUGUAAGGAAGCCGGUUACUCUUCCCGUAAGACGGCGAACGCUCGCUGCGCGGUCUUGAAGUCUCCCGUGUUUGAGCGCUGCCACAAGUUGGUGCCACCUGAGAUGUUCUUCGCUUCGUGUGUGUAUGACCUGUGCGCCUGUGGGUCCAACAUGGACCAAUGUUUGUGUGAGGUGCUGGAGGCUUACGCAUCCGAGUGUCGCGAGGCCGGCGUCAUUAUCCAGUGGAGAUCACCCAUGCUUUGCGCUGUCGGUUGCCCGACGGACAGAGGCUACGUGUUUGAUGAAUGCGGACCGCCGUGUCCAAAGACCUGUUUCAAUAAAGACGUCCCACUGGGUGUGAUCGAGUCUCAUUGCUUUAAACCCUGUGUGCCAGGAUGCCAGUGCCCGGCUGGUCUGGUUGAUCACAACGGCCACUGCAUCGCCCCUGAAAAAUGCCCUAAAAUUAUCCACGGUGGCCCAUGAACCGCAGCAGGUAUCCACACGGCGAGUGGAGUCCGUCCCGUGAUGCUGUUUCCAAUCGACCUUGAGAUCUGAUGAACUUAAAGUCAACCCUUGUGCAAGAUUGUUUUUGUAAUCUUUUAUCAAACUCACUCUGUCUUUGAAGUGACUCUGCUUUUGAUGUCAUUCCAAAUCCCGCUCAUUCCUUCAACCACCCAGAUCCAUUCUGGUGUUUAACACCCACUUUUCUCGCUCAUAAAUAAAUAAAUACAUCAGGUUAUAAAAGUAAAACAAGUUGCAAACAGUGUUUCAUGUUUCCUUUACAAUGCUUGAACCUAACGCACAUUAAACUUAAGUCUAUGAGAUAUCACCACUACAUAAUCCAAAUAAUGUCAAAUACAGACGAUCUUUUAAAGAAUUUAUUUUUAUUGGUGCUACUGUAAGUGUUUACGAUUUAUUGUGUAUAACUUUAAUACCGAAUUCAAUUUGAAGAGUUUCGUUGCAAAACGAUAUAAAUCCAUUUUUUAACAUUUUUGUCAAAACAUGUUUAUUAUUAUGUUAUCAUGUUAUUAUUUUGUUUUAUGGUGCUACUUAGCUGGAUUUUUUAAGUUAUGAAGGUUUAUAUCAAAACAAACCAACUGCAGUUGAAUUGAUAUUAAUUGGAAUGCACAACCAAAAAACGAGAUUUCUGAAAAAUUAAAAAAACGGAUUUAUCUCGUUUUGCAACGAAACUUUCUCUGUAAAGUCACUGAUGUCUUGAGCCCAACACUGGACAGACCACAAUUUCUUCACUAUGGACUAGCAGAGCUUCGAGCUUAAUGGAAAUAUCUGGAUAUUUUCUUGCUUACCAUUUAAAUAAUAAAUGGAGUUCGUUUUUCAAAUGAUUAAUAAAUAUUCAGGAAGUGAUUUAA